UGUGACGAAGUUAAAUUAAGAAGAACGAGUUGCGUGCGGCGCUCAGAAUGGUGACGUCCAUCCAACCAUCUUUUAAAACUCAUUUGACUUGUUCCAAGCUGUUGUCGAUGGCUUUCAGUUAUAAGAUGUUAGCCGCCAAUGGCUGUCGGUUAUAAGAUGUUACUUCUGUUCAUACAGGAAAGUUAUCAGAUAAACAGCAUCUGAUGCUGCCGAUGUUCAUGAUGAUCAACCCUUUUUGUGUCUUCCUUCUGCUCUGCCAGUCCUCUACUUUGCUCCUAGCUGCUGCCCAGAAAGGCUUCCUCAACAUCGACUGCGGGCUUCCGGCCAAUGCAACCUACAGAAGUGAAACCACUCUCGAGUACGUCUCCGACAGUAAAUUCACAAGCAACGGGUUCGAGAAGCAGCUCGACUCUGGCAUCCCCAACGAUGCGCCAACGAUCUACCGGACUCUUAGAUACUUCCCUCGUUACAAGAGGAACUGCUACAGUCUGCCUGUGACCCAGGGCACCAACUAUCUGGUUCGGGCAUCCUUCAUGUAUGGCAACUAUGACGGAGCCAACACGGCCCCCAGCUUCGAUCUCUACCUUGGAGUUGAUCUUUGGGAUACCGUCAAGCUAGACAACGCAACUCAUAUGUACUGGACGGAGAUGCUAAGCAGUGCAACAACAGCAACCAUGAGCGUGUGCCUUGUUAAUACUUCAAUGGGCGUGCCCUUUAUUUCGGGUUUGGAGCUCCGUCCCCUCAGCGGUAUCAAUGGUUACAAGGUGAAUGCCACUUCUUCACUUGUGACCUUCCAGAGGGUAGACGUUGGUGGAACUGCAUCUGUGAGGUUCCCCGAUGAUGCAUACGAUCGUAUUUGGACACCAAGCUCUUCCCGAUACGGAACUCCCGUCAGCACCGCUGCGACUCUAAACGAGCAGGGAACUCGCUUCAGUUUGCCGCCCGCAGUAAUGCGAACUGCAGUCGCCUCUGCACAUCCCAUACUCAUCACCUGGUCAGGUGAGCCCUCUGACAGCUACCAUUUUGUUUUGGGAUUUGGUGAGGUGCUAGCGUCGACGCUCCAGAGGAACUUGACGAUAAAGUUGAACGGUGACCAUUGGUAUGGGCCCUUCAGCCUCAACAACCGUGACAUAUUCACCGUUUUCACGACAAGGCCUUUCCACCUUGCCCAGUACUCUUUCACGGUGGAGGCCAGCCAAGGUUCAGACUAUGGCCCCAUCCUCAACGCCUUUGAGGUUUACAGGUUCGUCCAGCCCGGUGGCGCUGCAACUUUUCCUCAAGACGUUCUUGCUAUCAAGGCCGUGCAAGAUUACUACCAGAUAAAAAAGAAUUGGAACGCCGAUCCAUGCUUACCUCUCGAUGCUCCUUGGGACGGCUUGACCUGCAGCCUUGACAAUCAAUCGUCUCCAAGAAUAGAAGCCCUGGAUCUGUCUAAUGCUGGACUAAGUGGUGCAAUUUCCGUCCAUCUUUCGCAAUUAACAGCACUCAGAAAAUUGAACUUAUCAAUGAACAAUAUUCGUGGAUCUUUGCCAUCUUUUCUAGCAGACUUGCCGUACCUGUCCGAUAUAGAUUUGUCGAGCAAUAAUUUGUCGGGAUCAAUUCCGAGUGGUUUGAAGGAAAAGGAGGCAACUGGGCUCACAUUGAGGAUCGACAACAAUCCCCAGAUAUGCCAACAAGAUCCCUGCAACCAGGGAAAAGCAAGUGAUAAGAAGAGAAAUUUGAUAGUUAUAAUCUCAGUGGCGUCUUCGUCAGUUGUGGCUGUAGGUGUAAUAAUACUGGCGUUCAUCACGGUCAACUCAAAGAGAAAGAGGCGAGACAAUAAUCGAGGGCGAAAAUCUUCACGACCUAGUGGGAAAAUGUGCACUUUCGCAUAUGAUGAAAUUGUGGAAAUCACCAAUAACUUCGAAAGGGUGAUAGGCAAAGGGGGAUCCUGCACUGUCUUUUAUGGUCGACUUUGGGAUGGCCGAGAAGUUGCAGUUAAAUUAAUGACCGGCAUAUUUUCACAAGGAAUCAAGGAGUACACUGCCGAGGUUGAGCUGUUAAUGAAAGUUCACCACAAGUGUUUGGUUUCUUUUAUUGGGUUCUGUGAUGAAGAUCAGAAAAUGAUCCUGGUCUACGAGUACAUGAAGAACGGAGACCUGCAGAUGUUACUCUCAGAUGAAAUAGAAACAUCAGAUAUGUUGGACUGGAGACAAAGACUGCAAAUCGCUCACAGCGUUGCAAAGGGAUUGGAGUAUCUGCAUGCCGGAUGUAGACCACCAAUAAUACACAGAGACGUCAAGACGAAAAACAUCCUCUUAAAUGACAAAUUGGAAGCCAAGAUUGCAGACUUUGGUCUGUCCAAGAUAUGCAUUACAGAAGAGACAACGCAUGUAUCAACUGUAGUUGCUGGAACACCUGGAUACAUAGACCCUGAGUAUUACUCUACAAACAAACUUACGGAGAAGAGCGAUGUUUAUAGCUUUGGAGUCGUCCUGUUUGAGCUCAUCACAGGCCAGAAUGCUGUACUCACUCGAGGAUCGCAGAGAGUCCAUAAUCUUGAAUUUGUGAUGCCCAAAAUCAUGAGCGGAGAUGUUGCGAGCAUAGUAGACCGUCGGUUGCAGGGCGAAUAUGAUAUCAAUUCCGUAUGGAAAGUCGCAGAGAUGGCAAUUGCAUGCACCGCAAAGAAAGGAAUCACGCGGCCUACCAUGACUGAAAUUGUGAGAGAACUGGAGGAGGCCAUAGAUAUCGGGACUGAGCACCAGUUGCAAAGCAAAAGGCAAUCUAAGGAACUGGGCUCCAUAUUACUGUCAACGAAUCCAGCUCUCCUGGACAUGGAUUCUUUUUCUCAUCCUUCAGCAAGGUAACGCCAUAGUCAAUGCCUUCCCUCUCCACGAAGAAUGGUUUUUGCAACAUCAACUUUAUUGUGUCCUUAGACGCUUCCACCAACAUUUCAGCUGUGUGGCCAAGUGCUCCCCUGCUGCUGCCGU
Nymphaea colorata (pocket water lily) is the source of this 2969-nucleotide messenger RNA. Its product is annotated as probable LRR receptor-like serine/threonine-protein kinase At1g05700. The transcript is spliced from 13 exons. The coding region runs from base 204 to 2846 and encodes 880 amino acids. Gene Ontology annotation, molecular function: protein kinase activity; ATP binding; protein binding. The record is from RefSeq and is a predicted model, not a curated record. Lineage: Eukaryota; Viridiplantae; Streptophyta; Magnoliopsida; Nymphaeales; Nymphaeaceae. Gene Ontology annotation, biological process: protein phosphorylation.